AUUCCCUUUUCGUAGUUUUUGAUCUUUCCCCCUUCUGUAAAUAUCUAAGGCAAUUUGCUAAACGAAGAAUAUAUAUAUUCAAAACCCUCUCUCCUAAUUGCUGAUAAAUCUUUCCCAUCCACGCUCGCUUCUACUGCGGCCUUUAUCUCUCGCUCUAAUCUAUGGCCGCAUCUCAAGCAAUUCUCCUCUUGCAAAAGCAAUUGAGAGAUCUCUGCAAGAACCCAGUUGAUGGAUUCUCUGCUGGCUUGGUUGAUGAAACCGACAUGUUUGAAUGGAGCGUUUCAAUAAUUGGACCUCCUGAUACCUUAUAUGACGGGGGUUUCUUCAAUGCCAUCAUGAGCUUUCCAAAGAAUUAUCCAAACAGUCCUCCAACUGUCAGGUUCACCUCAGAGAUGUGGCAUCCGAAUGUUUACCCAGAUGGAAAGGUUUGUAUAUCAAUUCUUCAUCCACCCGGUGAUGACCCAAAUGGUUACGAGCUUGCAACUGAGCGCUGGAGUCCAGUCCAUACUGUUGAAAGCAUUGUUUUGAGCAUCAUAUCGAUGCUUUCCUGUCCUAAUGACGAGUCUCCUGCUAAUGUUGAUGCUGCGAAACAAUGGAGAGAGAGUAGGGAGGAGUUCAGGAAGAAAGUGAGUCGAUGUGUUAGAAAAUCACAAGAAAUGUUGUGACACUGUGUAUAUAGCUGCGUAGCUUUUGCAUAUCCCCAGUCAAGGGAGGAACUGGUGGCCAAGGGACCCUUCUGUGAACCAUGUAAAAUUUCAUCAAGUUCUUGUUUUCCUUCCAUUGUAACCUGCACUUUCUGCGCGCAUAUCUUUGGGUGACAAUCAUUAGUAUUAGAUAUCUAUAUAUGGGCUUGAAAUUGGCAUUUCCUGAACUUGUAUGAAAUCUAUUGAUAUCUUAUAUCUUAAUGGUUUUGUUUUCUUAA
Populus euphratica (Euphrates poplar) is the source of this 922-nucleotide messenger RNA. Its product is annotated as ubiquitin-conjugating enzyme E2 7-like. The record is from RefSeq and is a predicted model, not a curated record. Lineage: Eukaryota; Viridiplantae; Streptophyta; Magnoliopsida; Malpighiales; Salicaceae. The transcript is spliced from 6 exons. The coding region runs from base 162 to 665 and encodes 167 amino acids.